AUGGAGCCAUCUCCAUCUACCCCCAAACCUCCACAGAAAGCCGUUCCGAGACUGGCUACAUUCGGCUGGCGAGCUAUGCUGAUCUUCAAUCUCGGUCUCGCAGCAUAUAUAUUUGCGAGAAAACACGAAAGGGACAUUGAGGCUGGAGAGAAAAAAGGAUUUAAAAAGGGCUCUAAAGCUGUGAAAAAGGGUGUUUUUGUCAACACCGAGGUCGACGAGGAAGCUGCAGAAGAAAACAGCAAAGUUGCAGAAACUGAUUUGGCUAGGGAAGCAGAAAGUGUGGUGAUGAUACCGGAGAAGGAAGAAGCCAAACCGAUCACUAAACCGGAUCCACUGUUUGAGUUUACAAGUGCAGCUGAUCAGCUGGUGUUUCAGACUGCAGCGAGCGAGCCUGUGCAGCAGGUAGCAAGGAAACCAAUUCCAGAAGAUGAGCAAAGGGAGCUUUUCAAGUGGAUCUUGGAAGAGAAAAGGAAGAUUCAACCAAAAGACAGGAAAGAGAAGAAGCGUAUCGACGAAGAGAAAGCUAUCUUGAAACAAUUCAUUGAAGCUAAGAGGAUUCCCAAAUUUCUCCCUGAUGAUUCCGUUGAUUCUUCGCUUCGUGAUUGGGACAAAUUCUUCUCCAAGUAG
Molecule: messenger RNA, 627 nt
Organism: Microthlaspi erraticum
Lineage: Eukaryota; Viridiplantae; Streptophyta; Magnoliopsida; Brassicales; Brassicaceae
Source: the annotation of a GenBank genome assembly